AUGAGCAAGGGUGCCUUCGACGUUGUGCAGACGCACCUGGUGGUCUGGCUGCAGAAAGGCAGCUGCGACUCAAGCAAGGCCCCCAGGGAUCGGGAAUACCAGGUGGUGGACUGGCGAGCCUACCGGCGGCUAUUCAAGGAGGACACGAGUGGCAGGGACAUUAUGCAGCACCAGGCACUGAGGGCGGCGCGGCGGCGUGCAGAACGGCAGGCCUUGAGCAAGGGCCUACCCGAACUCUGGACCUGUUUCCGGAGGGUCGACGCCGUCUGCAGACGCCACGCUCGCAGGCGCAGGAACCAGGGAUGGGUGAGCGUCUGCGUCACCAUCGACAGCUCAAAGGAUGGAGCCCGUGCCUGGCGCCUGCUGAAGUGCCUGCUGAUGGUGCCCAGGGCUUACAACCAGGUGCUGUCCGUGGCUGUCCUCCUUGCCAUUCCGGCCUCCGAGCUGGCCGAAUGCCUGGCCGACCAGUUCGCCAGCAGAGAGCCUCCUGCUCCUGGGGCUCUACGUCUCCUGGGGCUCUACAACGACGUCUGGAAUACCGGGGAGCUCCCGGAGUCCUGGCGAACUGCGGUGGUGGCACCCAUCCUGAAGCCCCGGAAGAAAGCCACGGCGCUCUCCUCAUACAGGCCAGUAUCGCUCACCUCAGCAGCGUGCAAGGUGCUGGAGAGGGUGGCACUGGAGAGAAUGCAGUGGAUCGCCGACCAACUGGAUUUCUUCCCGGAGCAACAGACUGGCUUCAGGAGACACCGGUGCACUGCCGACUCCAUUGCAGACGUCGUCGCCACCCUGGAGGAUGCCAAGAGCUGCGGGGACGUGGCAAUGCUGCUGCUGCUGGACGUGGAGAGCGCCUUCGACGAUCUCCCGCACGUUGUCGUCGAGGCGGCCAUGUUCCGGCUUGGCAUCAGCGGGUGCCUCCGAGGCUUCGUGUCCGCCGUCCUGUCCGGGAGGACCUUCUGCGUCCGUGUUGGAGGGGUGACCAGCCAGCCUAGGGACAUCACUACCGGUGUCCCACAAGGUUCUGUGCUAAGUCCUUUUCUCUUCAACAUGGCGCUGGCAGGACUUCCAGCCUCCCUCCCGACAGACACCAGGUUCCCGGCCCGCUGCUCCGUCUACGCUGAUGACGUGGCACUGUGGGCAAGGGGACCAAGGCGGUCCAUUCCUGCCAUCAGGAGGUCACUGCAGGCAGCCCUGGAUGCAGUGAUCUCCUUCCUCGGAAGCAUCGGCCUCAAAGUCUCUGCCACCAAGACCGAGGCUCUGCUGAUCCAUCCACUCGCUGCGGCACGGGUCUACGUGAAGCCACUGAGAGUCGGCAACCGCAGUCUUCCCUGGAGAAAGGAGGUGAGGUACCUGGGCCUCACUGUCAACCACCGGCUCACCUGGAUCCCCGCUGCGAAGGCCGCCGCCACCAAGGUCCGACGAGUUCAAGGGGCCAUCGGCAAACUUCAGCAGCGUGGCCGUGGAUGCUCCACGAAGUGGGCGCUGCGGCUCAACCAGGCCGCGGCGUCCUCCAUGCUGCUGUAUGCCCUGUCGCUGGUGAACCUGACGCCAGCCAGGAGAUCCCUGCUGGAGGGACUGCACAGAGGAGCCGUGAGGACCAUCCUAGGGCUCCCCAGGUGCUCCCCUGUUGCAGCGACGCUUGCGGAGGCGAGAGAGUGGCCCCUGACGCUACGCAUGCUCCAGCGAGCGUUGGGGCACAUCGACCGCCUCCACCGUGCCGCGGACGGUGCAGCCCUUUUGGAACGCUUGCGCAGCCUGCCAGGAUCCAGGAUGGGAGGCCUCCUCCCAUUGUACCACCAGAUGGUAUUGGAUCCACCAGCCCCUGUUGCCUCUCCGCCGCCACACCACCGGCCCCCUGAGGUGCACCUCCACCUGGCUGGGGCAACGAAGCGACGAACUCCUGCAGCAGCACUGCAGCAGGCAGCCUCCUGCAAGCUCCAGGAGCAACUAGAGGGUCGGCUGCAGGUUUUCACGGAUGGAUCCGUGAUGCCAGAUGGGACUGCAGCGGCGGCUUGCGUCGUCCCUGCACGGACCAGAAGCAGGCAGUGUAGGCUGCCUUUCCCGGCCAGUUCAACGGCGGCAGAGCUGGCCGGACUCCACCUGGCAGCUGACCUACUGGCAGAGGACAUCCCAUCAGAGCCUGUCGCCGUCCUCUGUGACGGCAAGGCAGCACUACAGAUCCUGGCCAACCAUCGAGACACCGGACUGACCGGAAGCCUCCUGGCGGCCAAGUACCGUGCCCUUGCUGCAUCUGGUGCGUCCGUCUCCUUCCACUGGCUGCCCUCCCAUGUGGGCAUAGCUGGUAACGAGGAGGCAGACGCGCUUGCCAAGGCAGCACACCAGCCUGGCACCCCCAUCACCCGGGCCGUCGCGGCUAGGGACUACACGCAGGCCCGUCUCAAGAAGCUCCUGGUCACGGUCCACCCAGAUUCAAGGGUGGCCAGUGGACGAGGGCCAAAGCUGCUACCAGAGACGGGCCUCACCAGGAGAGAUCGGUCUGCCCUGCUGCGCCUGCGGACUGGCUGUGUGUAG
Messenger RNA from Rhipicephalus sanguineus (brown dog tick), 2529 nucleotides. RefSeq lists its product as uncharacterized. The record is from RefSeq and is a predicted model, not a curated record. Gene Ontology annotation, molecular function: RNA-DNA hybrid ribonuclease activity; nucleic acid binding. NCBI's taxonomy places the organism in Eukaryota, Metazoa, Arthropoda, Arachnida, Ixodida, Ixodidae. The coding region runs from base 1 to 2529 and encodes 842 amino acids. The transcript is spliced from 5 exons.